Messenger RNA from Lactuca virosa, 1023 nucleotides. The record is from the annotation of a GenBank genome assembly. NCBI's taxonomy places the organism in Eukaryota, Viridiplantae, Streptophyta, Magnoliopsida, Asterales, Asteraceae.
AUGGGGUCUAGCGAUGCAUACUUUUGUAUGCUGUUUUUGGUAAUAAAAGGGGUUUAUGGUGCUCCUGAAGUAAACCAACCACGGCCAUUUUUCGUGUUCGGCGACUCUCUGGUUGAUAACGGCAACAACAACUUCUUGAUAACUCCCGCACGUGCAGACAUCUUCCCUUACGGCAUCGACUCUCCCUCAAAGCUUCCAACCGGCCGCUUCUCCAAUGGCCUUAACAUCCCUGACAUUAUCAGUGAGCAUAUCGGAUCUGAGCCUGUACUUCCGUUUUUGGGAUUCCAGUUUGGAGAGAUAAUUUCAGUGCCCUUACAAUUAGAGUACUUUAAGGUUUACCAACAAAAACUGAGUUCUUUAGUAGGAGAAGAAAAAGCAAAGGAUAUAGUAAACCGAGCGUUAGUUCUUGUUUCGUUGGGGGGUAAUGAUUUCGUGAACAACUAUUACUUGGUCCCGUUUUCUGCUAGGUCUCUACAAUAUACUCUUCCAGAGUAUGUCAUCUACCUAGUGUCAGAGUAUCGCAAGAUUUUGAUGAAAAUGUACGAAAUGGGAGUUAGGAGGGCAAUACUGUUAGGUUCUGGACCACUAGGCUGUGCACCAGCGGAGAUUGCGCAACAUAAUGAGCUCAGUGGUGAAUGUUCAACCGAUCUUCAAGCUGCAGCAGAGUUGUUUGAACCACAAGUAGACCAAAUGGUUAAGAACCUUAAUGCUGAAUUGGGCACUGAAGUGUUUAUUUCAGCCAACACAAGACUGAUGCACUUUGAUAUAAUGAACGAUCCUCAGGCCUAUGGAUUUGUAACUUCAAAAACGGCUUGCUGUGGACAAGGACCAUACAAUGGGUUAGAUUUUUGCAAUGCGUAUUCAAACUUGUGCGAAAACAGAGACGAGUUUGUGUUUUGGGAUGCGUUCCAUCCGUCAGAACGAGCAUGCAGAUUGAUCGUUGAAAAAAUAGUGAAUGGCACAGACGACUACAUGAGACCAAUGAACCUAACCACAAUCAUGUAUUUGGAUUCCCGUGUGUGA